AUGUUGAAGCCUGCUCUCAGUCUCUUCAGCCAUGCACAGCCGCCUUUUCAACACAUGGACUCUUUGCACCGGCUGGGACCUCCACCAUUGGUGCCUACGCAGCCUCUCGGUCCUCCACCAGUGGGACCUACUCCACCGCCAAAUGUGGUUGCUGCCCCGACUCUAGUACCCCCUCCCAUGACCGCUCCUCAUACAUUGAGGCCUCCUCCCAUCACACCUGUACAUCGUUUAGGCCCACCACCAAUGGUUGAAGCUCAGCCGCUAGGACCUCCUCCUUUGACACACACCGUGGGGCCUCCAUCUCUAGAUCACUCGCAAGUAAUGGUGCCUCCUUCAUUAGACCUCACCCAACCAAUGGGGCCUCCUACUCUGAACCAUGCUCAUGCAUUGGUUGCCCCUGUGCCUGCUGGAGCUAACCGAUUCCCCCUGCCACCCAGCCCCUUGUCCUCCCCUCUAAUCCCAUGCCCAGAACUUUCGCAACUGCCCCCAAGACCUGGCCCUCCCAUGGUCUCAUCCCCAGUGCCUGGCCUUAUUCCUGGUCCUCUCCCAGGCCAGGCAGCCCCAACUAGCGAGCAGCCCCAGGAAGAGGCCUCUUCUAUGGGCAGGGAGGAGCAGGAGGACACUUUUGCAUUGGAAGAACUCUGCAAGCCAUUGUAUUGUAAACUCUGCAAUGUUACCGUCAACUCAGCUCAGCAGGCACAGGCUCACUACCAGGGGAAGAACCACAGCAAGAAACUGCGGAAUUUUCUAGCCGGCAGUCAGCAGCCACCAGCCAUCAGAAUCCCUGAAGCGCUUGAGGUGGCUGGGCAGAUAAACCUCUUCUCAGGAUCCAACGACAGUGACACUGCAAGGCCGGCAUCGUAUAAGGGGCCCACCCGGGUCAUUUUGGCCACAGAGAAUGACUAUUGUAAGCUGUGUGAUGCUUCCUUCAGCUCAUUGUUAGUUGCACAAGCUCACUACCAGGGCAAGAACCAUGCAAAGAAACUCCGACUCGCUGAAGCUCAGCAAAACACAAAUAACAUGGACAGUAGCAGUGACGCAAGCCCAAGAAGGAACCGUAAAGAUGGCAGUGAGUACAGACUGAUGAAAAAUCGCAGAAGCAUGCCGCUUCCUACCUCCAUUCAAGGGCCGUACUACAACCCCAGACCCAGGCAGCGCAUCCCCAGGGAUUUAGCUAUGUGUGUAACCCCCAGUGGACAGUUUUACUGCUCUAUGUGCAACUGUGGAGCUGAACAAGAAACAGACUUCCGACAGCAUUUGGAAAGCAAGCAACACAAAGCGAAAGUGUCAGAGUUAAGGUACCGGAAUGAGAUGGAGAACUUGGGCUACAGCUAA
This is a messenger RNA of Nerophis lumbriciformis (worm pipefish), 1335 nucleotides long. The record is from RefSeq and is a predicted model, not a curated record. NCBI's taxonomy places the organism in Eukaryota, Metazoa, Chordata, Actinopteri, Syngnathiformes, Syngnathidae.